Molecule: messenger RNA, 1504 nt
Organism: Gamsiella multidivaricata
Lineage: Eukaryota; Fungi; Mortierellomycota; Mortierellomycetes; Mortierellales; Mortierellaceae
Product: glycoprotease family-domain-containing protein
Exons: 3
Coding region: 125-1201 (358 amino acids)
Biological process (GO): tRNA threonylcarbamoyladenosine modification
Cellular component (GO): cytoplasm; EKC/KEOPS complex
Source: RefSeq, a predicted model, not a curated record
GCUCCCUGCCUGGACUUUAUACGCAAUUAUCGUUUCCCCAAGAAAUGGUGGCUUGGAGUCGCAACUGAGCUCGUCUCAAGAUCUCGAAGGCAAAGUCGUGGUAGACCUUGAGCACGAUGUAUUAAUGAGUCUCGAUCAAUACACUAUACCAACAGCCGACCCCCAAAGAAUCAUGAUUGCACUAGGACUCGAAGGAAGCGCCAACAAGCUGGGCAUAGGACUGAUUCGCCAUGACAUGAGCACAACACCACCCACGGUGACGAUCCUCUCCAACGUCCGACACACGUAUCACCCACCACCAGGCGAGGGCUUCUUGCCAAAGGACACAGCUCAGCACCACCGCAGUCAUAUCCUGGAGCUGAUCAAGGACGCCAUGACGGAGGCCAAGAUCACACCGAAGGAUAUCAGUGUCAUUUGCUUCACAAAGGGACCGGGCAUGGGAGGACCGCUGACGAGUGUGGCGACUGUGGCGAGGACAUUGGCGUUGAUGUGGAAGAAGGAAUUGGUGGGCGUGAAUCACUGCGUAGGACACAUCGAGAUGGGACGGCAGAUCACAGGAGCGGAGAAUCCGGUGGUGCUUUAUGUCUCUGGAGGAAACACACAAGUGAUCGCGUAUGCGGAGAAGCGGUACAGGAUCUUUGGCGAGGCGCUGGAUAUUGCGGUGGGCAAUUGUAUCGAUCGGUUCGCGAGGGUUCUCAAUCUGCCGAAUGAUCCGGCACCGGGAUAUAAUGUCGAACAACUUGCCAAAAAGGGCAGUAAAUUGAUCGAUCUCCCGUAUACGGUCAAGGGCAUGGAUGUCUCGUUCAGUGGUGUGUUGACCUAUAUCGAAACCAACGCACCCGCACUCCUGGCCUCUGGCGAAUAUACCGAAGCCGAUCUGUGUUUCUCGUUACAGGAGACCCUGUUUGCGAUGCUUGUGGAGACGACGGAGCGGGCGAUGGCACAUAUUGGGUCGAGGGAAGUACUGAUCGUCGGCGGAGUUGGAUGCAAUAUGCGACUGCAGGGGAUGAUGGCGCAGAUGGCGAGUCAACGAGGCGGAAAGGUAUUUGCGACGGACGAAAGGUUCUGUAUCGACAAUGGGAUCAUGAUUGCGCAGGCGGGGAUUCUGGCGUACCAGACUGGGUAUACGACACCGCUGGAGAAGACGUGGUGCACACAGCGGUUCCGGACGGACGAGGUCUUUGUUGCGUGGAGGGACUAAAAAAUAAGGAGUAAACGGUUCAUAAUGAAGAUGUGCGCCUGUUCACCUGUAGAAACCUUUUGUUUGAGAAUACGAUUUCCCCAAGGGCAAUCCUCGAUACCAGUUCAUACCCUGACUAAAAAGAGAUAGCUUCAUGGCACAACCGCACGGACCACAUUCAGCCAUUGAUGCACUGCAAAAGAAGACGAAUAGAAAGAGAUGUCGUUCUGGCAAGAACCGUUUCAACGCCUCUUGCGCUUUCUCCUACAACCUACUUUCUUUUGCGUCUGAUUCCUUUCCAUUUUAUAACAAGCACAUUUACUA